Messenger RNA from Cyprinodon variegatus (sheepshead minnow), 1662 nucleotides. RefSeq names its product tripartite motif-containing protein 16-like. The transcript has a single exon. NCBI's taxonomy places the organism in Eukaryota, Metazoa, Chordata, Actinopteri, Cyprinodontiformes, Cyprinodontidae. Gene Ontology annotation, molecular function: protein binding; zinc ion binding. The record is from RefSeq and is a predicted model, not a curated record. The coding region runs from base 1 to 1662 and encodes 553 amino acids.
AUGGCACAGAAAGGAGCUGAGCUGGACCGGGAGAGUUUCUCCUGUUCAAUCUGUCUGGAUUUGCUAAGGGAUCCAGUCACCAUUCCUUGUGGACACAGCUACUGCAUGAAGUGCAUUGAAAACAUCUGGGAUGAAGAGGAUGAGAAAGAAGUCCACAGCUGUCCUCAGUGCAGACAGACCUUCAAACCGAGACCUACCCUGGUGAAAAACAUCAUGUUAGCAGCUUUAACUGAGCAGCUGAAGAUGACUGGAUUAGGAGCUUCUCCUUCUACUCACAGCUAUGCUGGACCUGAAGAUGUAGCCUGUGAUAUCUGCACUGGGAGGAAAUUAAAAGCAACAAAGUCCUGUUUGAUGUGUUUGUUGUCUUACUGUGAGAAUCACCUCCAGCCUCAUUAUGAUGUGGCUCGGUUAAAGAAGCAUCAGCUGGUGGAGCCCUCCAAGCAUCUCCAUGAGAAUGUCUGCUCACGUCACGACGAGGUGAUGAAGAUGUUCUGUCGCACUGAUCAGCAGAGCAUCUGUUAUGUCUGCACUGUGGAUGAACAUAAAGAUCAUGACAUCGUCUCCGGUGCAGCAGAGAGGAUGGAGAAGCAGAGAGAGCUGGAGGUGAGAAGAGAAGACAUCCAGCUUAUGAUCCAGGACAGAGAGGAAGACAUGGUUUUGCUUCAGCAGGAGGUGGAUUACAUCAACGCAUCUGCUGAGAAAGCUGACAGUGAGAGUGAGAAGAUUCUCUUUGAGAUGAUAUGUCUCAUCCAGCAAAGGAGUUCUGAGUUGAAACAACAAAUUAGAUCCCAGCAGGAAUCUGAGGUGAAACGGGUCAAAGAGUUUCAGAAAAAAUUGGAGCUGGAAAUCUGUGAGUUGAAACGGAAAGAAGUGGAGCUGGAGCAAUUCUUACACAUAGAGGAUCACAGCUUUUUUCUCCAGCACUUUCCCUCACUGUCAUCUCUCAGUGAGUCUGACGGCUCAUCCAACAUCAAUGUUCGUCCUCUGAACUACUUUGAAGACGUAACAGCAGCUGUGUCAGAGCUCAGAGAUAAAUUUCAGGAUAUCCUGAUGAGCAAGUGUGCAGAGAUCUCUUUUAGAGUUACUGAAGUGGAUGUUUUACUGUCUGAACCAGAACCAAAGACCAGAGAAGACUUCCUAAGAUAUUCCACGAAAAUCACCCUGGAUCCAGAUACAGCUCACACAAAGCUACUGAUCUCUGAGGGCAACAGGAAGGUGGUCCUAAUGAACCAAAGUCAAGUUUAUAACGUUCACCCAGAGAGGUUCAUUGUGCCAUUUCAGGUUCUGAGUAAGCAGAGCAUCACUGGACGAAUUUACUGGGAGGUAGAGUGGGGAGGAAUGGGAUGUUGUGUAGCAGUUGUACACAAGGAUGUCAACACAGCAGAGAGUGAAUUUGGAAGCAAUAACAAAUCAUGGGCUUUACUUUGCAGCAAAGACAAACAUGAGUUUUUGCACAACAACACCAGGGUUCCCAUUUCAGAUUCGGACAGCUCAAGAAUUGGAGUUUACCUCAAUCAAAAAGCAGGUACUAUAUCUUUCUACAGUGUCUCGGAGGCAAUAACACGCCUUUUUAAAGUUAAGACCACCUUCCCAGACCCUCUCUAUACAGGAAUAAGUCUUUUCUUCAGUUGUGGUGAUACUGCUGAGAUCUGUGAACUGUAA